This is a messenger RNA of Sphenostylis stenocarpa, 1866 nucleotides long. The record is from the annotation of a GenBank genome assembly. Lineage: Eukaryota; Viridiplantae; Streptophyta; Magnoliopsida; Fabales; Fabaceae.
AUGGCUUCUUCAUCUCAGCUCAUCAAGACUUAUGAUGUCUUUGUGAGCUUCCGUGGUGAAGACACGCGCAACAGCUUUACUGGUUUUCUCUUUCAAGCUCUCUGCAGAAAAGGCAUCCAUGCCUUCAAAGAUGAUGAUAAUCUCAAGAAAGGCGAAUCCAUAGCCCCUGAGUUGCUACAAGCCAUUCAAGGGUCUCGCCUUUUCCUCACUCUCUUCUCACAAAACUAUGCUUCCUCUACUUGGUGCUUGCGUGAACUAGCAGAGAUCUGUAACUGCGUUGAAACGUCGCCAAGGCGUGUUAUACCUAUAUUUUAUGACGUUGAUCCUUCAACAACUUUGCUUCCAAUUGCAAUGGCUUCUUCAUCUCAGCUCAUCAAGACUUAUGAUGUCUUUGUGAGCUUCCGUGGUGAAGACACACGCAAUAACUUUAUUGGUUUUCUCUUUCAAGCUCUUCGAACAAAAGGUAUCGAUGUCUUCAGAGAUCAUGAAGAUCUGAAGAAAGGCGAAUCCAUAGCACCAGAGCUCUUACAAGCCAUUCAAGGGUCUCGCAUUUUCAUUGCGGUCUUCUCAAAGAACUAUGCUUUCUCUACUUGGUGCUUGCGUAAACUAGCAGAGAUCUGUAACUGCGUUGAAACAUCGCCAAGAUCUGUUCUGCCUAUAUUUUACGAUGUUGAUCCUUCAGAGGUGCGAAAACAGAGUGGCUUUUAUGAGAGAGCAUUUGCAGAACACGAAGAAAGAUUCAAAGAAGAUAAAGAGAAGGUGGAGGAAGUGCAGAGAUGGAGAAAAGCGCUCACACAUGUGGCCAAUCUCUCUGGUUGGGAUAUUCGAAACAAGCAACAAUAUGCCGAAAUUGAACAAAUUGUUCAAACCAUACUAAACAUAUCGGGUCCCAACUUAAGUCUUCGGAACGAUGAUCUAGUUGGUAUAGAGUCUCGGGUUGAAAAAUUAGCAAAUCUUCUAUGUUUGGGAUCAGUGAAUGAGGUUCGAGUUGUUGGUGUUGCAGUUGGAAUCAGUGGGAUGGGUGGCAUAGGAAAACCAACUCUUGCUCAGGCUUUAUAUGAAAGAAUCUCUCAUCAUUAUAAUAUUCAUUGUUUUAUUGAUGAUGUAAGCAAAAUUUAUCGAGAUACAAGUUCAUUAGGUUUACAGAAGCAGUUACUUUCACAGUCUCUAAAGGAGAAAAAUCUAGAGAUUUGCAAUGCUUUGGAGGGAACAUAUUUGGUGCGGACUAGGCUACAUAAUGCAAAGGCACUUGUUGUUCCUGACAAUGUUGAUGAUGUUGAACAACUGAGAAUGUUUAGAGGAAAUAGGAACACUUUGUUGCGUGAAUGCUUAGGUGAAGUUCUGUCACAUGCUCAAGGCCAUCCUUUGGCAAUUGAAGUAAUUGGGUCAUCUUUGUUUGGUCGAAAUGUAUCACAAUGGAAAGGUGCAUUGGGUAGGCUAAAAGAGAAUAAAAGUAGAAAUAUUAUGGAUGUUUUGCGUAUAAGUUAUGACCAGCUGGAUGAAAUUGACAAAGAAAUAUUUUUGGAUAUUGCCUGCUUCUUGAACUCCCAAGAUGAAAAAUAUGUGAAGGAAAUUCUAAAUUUUCGUGGAUUUCAUCCUGAAUAUGGCCUAGAAGUUCUCAUUGACAAAUCACUCAUAAAAAUUGAAUAUGGGAGGAUAAGUAUGCAUGGCUUGUUAGUGGAUUUAGGCAGAGGUAUUGUUCGAGAAAAAUCGCCAAAGGAGCCUAUGAAGUGGAGUAGAUUGUGGGACUACCAAGAUCUUCAGAAAGCUAUGUUAGACGACCAGGCAACUGCAAAUCUGGAAGCCAUUGUUGUUCGAUUAUAUAUUGAUGAGACAACAACGAUGAUGAGGGCAGAUGGUCUAUAA